GAUAUAAUUUUUAACAUUUUUUCUCAAACAAACCUUGUCAGUUGUCAAUACCGAUUGAAAAAUAAAUACUGGGAUAUAUAUAAACGGGUUUUUGGACACCUUGCCCAAUUUUGGGUCCAGCCGUAGCCAUUGCCAUCUCGACUCGAUCAUCGGUGAUAUUGAAAACCAAUCGCUCCCAACUUGCUUUCUCUUCGUAGCCUGUACUGAAAAAUCAUUCGCUCCUCGCCGUUAUUUUCGUUGGCAGCCGCAAAAGGGGAGUUAAUCUUUCUUUGCAUCAUGGAUGCCACCAAGCUUCAAGAAGAUUACCCCAUUGCUACACCAGAAUAUGUCAUGAAGCUUCUAAAAGAUUACCCCGUUACUACACCAGAACAUGUCAAGGAGCUUCAAAAAGCUUGCCCCUAUGUCUCACUACAAGAUGUGGUAAACUGUAUCCUCAAUUUUGGCCCACAUAUGGCGACCCGUAUGUUUGAUUCUUCUAUUCAUGAUAUCAAUAACAGUCGAGAAAACGAAGAGCUAAAUGGCAGAGUACAUGUCAAUGCUGGCCCUUUACUUCAUGUGCAUUCAGUGCAUGUAAAACCAAAAAUUAAUAAACAACUUGCUGUAUAUGGUAGGAUUCGGGUUUGUUUUCAAAAUAUCAAGAGUGGAAAACGAAUGAAGCUUGAUCUUUACAAACGAAGGGCCAACGAUGCUGAGAGAAUUAGCUCAUGUGGUGGUAAUUUAACUCUUAGUUGGCCCCUUAAUUAUCCGUGGACAAAAUUGCAAGGAACAACUAUAGUAGUUAAACUCUAUCAUAAAAUUGGGAGGAAGGGUGUUCUGUUUGCUAAAGAGGAUAUUUUUGUGGGUGAUGCAACCAGAGGUAAUUUUGAAGAACUGAUAUCUAAGGAAUUCCAUUAUGAAGUUUGCUGCGCUACCUUGACUUAUAUUGCAAUGCCAUUUGCUGCUCUUUCCCGAGUGGAUGUUAGAUUAUCUGGCAAAGAGAAGGGCCGAGUUGUUAAUGUUGCUGGAAAAAUUGUUGCGCGGUUUAAGAACACUUAUGGAAACUAUGAUUCAGAAGGGUGCGUUCUUUUUGAAAAGCAGGAUGGCUUUGAACCAGUAGUGAUGAAUAAUGAACUUUGUAUGUCGAGAGCAUGGUUGGGGUUGCCAGCAUAUUCGUCACUUGAACUUGAUCUGGACUUGAGGGACUAUGACACAUGCAGAAAGAUUAAAAGAAGAGUAGAGUUGUUGACUGGAAAUGGUGCACAUGCAAGUGAAUAUGCAGAGGCUGCAGAUGAUUUUGCGAUUGUUGUUGAUGCAAGAUUGUUUCCUUACCCAUUGAUUGUGCAGCCUGGGUGGAGAGAUUAUGACGCAUUCGAGGCAAUUUGUCGUCCAAAGUUUGGAUUUGGAACGUCAACAUCCAUCAGUCUCAACCAUUGGUUUAGUUAUAAAGGUCAACCAAGAGCGGGCGUUGAAAAUUGCUGGCACUGUUGAAUUCUCGUCUGAUAAUAAUACUUACUACAUAUUCAAGAGUAAUGGUAAAGAUGGCGUGAAAGUAGAAGAUCCACAAAAGGUUUUGCCAUUGAAAGGUGUGUGUAUGAAGUUUGAUCUGAAAGGCAUGCUCAAAUUGAAGGUCAAUCUGCAAGAUGUUAGUGGGAAAUUUGCGAAUAGAGGUUUUGCUAAUUAUGAUCUUGGAGCCUCCAUCUGUACUCUACCUUAUAACACCCAAAUAUGUUCUGUUUUUCCUGGCAAAGAUGGGUUUUGUGCAUUGCAUUACUCUUUUUUCCCAAGAGCUUGUCAAGCUAGCAUCGAGAUCAUUUUAAAGAUUAAGAGUUUUCAUUUCGGAGUUGAUAGGAUCUAUGGAAGUGCAAUGGCGCAAUAUAGCAACUUUGACUACUCAACUGAGUUCAAGAGAGAUUAUUUUCGAAGCGUGCUUUUUAGAAGGACUAAGAAGGAUCCGGUACAAUUGAAGAAUGAUGGAAAAGUACCACUUUCUCGAAAUGUCGUUGCGGUUCCAAUGGAUUCGUCCCUUGUUAUUGAAGUAGAUUUUUGUGGUGUGUCUAUGAAAGAUCAUCUAUUUUGCAAUGGAAGGUUCGAGAUUGGACAUUGCUACUUUAAAGAAGAGACAAAUGAUUAUGAUCUUCAGAUCAAGUUGACUUGGGGUGAUGGAUUGCACAAUGGAUGGAGUGAACUAGACGAAGACAAGGGUUGCAGGAUGGGUGGAGCAAAUCAGAUGAGCACAAGGUUAUUCAGUCUUUAAUGCAUCAAGCGUAAACAACCUGAUCAGCGCACUGGGGGGAGUGAUUUCGACGAAUAUGAGGAUUGCAGGAUGGGUGAAGUGAAUCAGACGAACACAAGACAAUCCGUCUCGCUAAAGCAACCUGAUCAGUGCACUGGAUGUAGUGAUCAUAGGCGAAGAUGAGGUGUUACCGUACUAUGCUUUCGUGUUAGUGGCUACUGCUAUGAACACGCCCUCGUCAAUGCCCUUUGCUGUUUCUCCUGAUUGAUUGAAAGAAGUAUAAAAAUCAAAAACUCGGUCUGCAUGGACGGGUUGCAAUUGUAAUUAAACCCUUGCCUACCCAAGGUUUAACGCGUUUUGAAUUUAUUACUCUAAAUUAUGACAUCGUGUGUAAGUUAUGACAUUGUGCGACUAUUAUCCCUAUUGUGCUUUGAUGUCC
Cuscuta campestris is the source of this 2651-nucleotide messenger RNA. The record is from the annotation of a GenBank genome assembly. NCBI's taxonomy places the organism in Eukaryota, Viridiplantae, Streptophyta, Magnoliopsida, Solanales, Convolvulaceae.